Messenger RNA from Trypanosoma grayi, 522 nucleotides. RefSeq lists its product as hypothetical. The transcript has a single exon. The record is from RefSeq and is a predicted model, not a curated record. The coding region runs from base 1 to 522 and encodes 173 amino acids. NCBI's taxonomy places the organism in Eukaryota, Euglenozoa, Kinetoplastea, Trypanosomatida, Trypanosomatidae.
AUGCAGCAACCCCGGCGGGCACUCAGAUUCCACCAUGCCGGUCUCCCUGUUGCUGUCACACCAGAUCAGACUCCUGCCACCGCUGACAACCACAACGCCCCGCUCGAUCCAGUAGAACUCACCGCUCAUCCCGCCAUCCGCCGACGUUAUCGUCUCUCCGGGCCGGAAGAUGCGGCGCUCAAAGGCAUCCACAACCAUCCCCAGGCGGUGCUCCUGCAGGUGGGCAAAAAACGGCUGCUGGCGCACCAUCUGCAGGAGCACCGCACGCUCCUCAGGGGUCUUGUCUACGAGGCGCGGGCGGAACGUGCUGUUGCGGCCGACAGACUCCCCAACAAUGGCGUGGCGUCGCUUCUUCAGCCGGGCACGGCGGCGAAGCUCGAAUGCCUCGCCUCCGCCAGACCGGUCGCCUGCAGAGUUCAGCAACUCCCGCGGGGCGCCGGCGGUCUCCUCUGUUGGGAACAUGUACGACAGAAGCACCCUGCGCGGAUCGCUGUCUGUGCCCUCCGUCACUUGCGCCCCUGA